This is a messenger RNA of Porites lobata, 6448 nucleotides long. The record is from the annotation of a GenBank genome assembly. NCBI's taxonomy places the organism in Eukaryota, Metazoa, Cnidaria, Anthozoa, Scleractinia, Poritidae.
CUAUCAACUACAUUCUAAUAAGUGGCACUUACAGAUUGCACACGGAGACAAUUCAAGAUUGGCAAAGGUGAGAAAAAGAUAUUUCAUUCUGAAAAAAGUAAUGCUGGCAUUUUUUUUCAUUUCUUUGAGUGCGAGGAGUCAAGCAUAGAAUCUAAAUUUUACAGGCCAUUACAAGUCUCAUGAAAUCUCCCGAUCUAAUAACACCUGGACAUCCAACGACGGUUUCCUCCCAAAUGCACUGAAGAUACUUCUAAGAGGCUAUUCAGAGUUCUUUUAGAUCUCUAGAAAUGCAUUCUAACUGGCGCUAUAAAAUUUGUAUCUGUUCGGUUAUACUAGGGCAACUUGAGUCUUUUUUGAGGCCUCAGUAGUAGCCUGAGUAUCAAGCGUUUCUGGGGAAAAGGGGAAAGAUGGAAGCGAAAAAAGGAGAGAGCUUCUCCCCCUCCCCCAUCUCAAAUCUCCUCUCCCCUAGCCACUUAGGAAGGCCUGAUACUCAGGCUACCUCAGUAGUUUUUGAUUUUCCCGAAAUUUUAAGAUGUAGUUUUAUAUACUUUUUGAAAGUGAAAAUUUGUCUAUUCCUCUCUCCAUCGCAUUUUCGAAUCCUUAAGUUUUAGGUUUUCUUUUUCUACUAAAAAUAGCCUAACCUGGGGAGUGAAAGCGAAAAAUUAAACUAGAAAAUCGUAGGGGAUUUUUUCCAGCAGAUAAGUUUUAAAAAUUGUACAUGAAUGGAACGAUCAUCUAGAAAUUUUUAGCCCUCCUCAAGUAAUAGAAAAUUCUAGGCAAUAUUUUAUUCUCCAAACAGACAUUUUACAGAAAACAGUCGUUGGGUGCCUCUGAUAACAUCUCUCAAAAAUAAUGCUUCUUCAAAAUACAAGUUCGAAGAAGCCUAUACUGCCUCAGCAAAAUUUUUUUAGAUCAGGAAAGGCUUAGAAAUUUCAGUUUAAUCGACGGUUCAUCCAUUUGAGUUUCACAAUUUUUUUUCGAUUAUCUUCCGUGCGAUUUUCGAAAGAUGCGUUUUCAGAUCAUUUUAACACCUGAUCUGGCUAUUUUUUGGAAGAAAGUACCGUAUCUAUUCGAAUAAGCGCCCAACCUCGAAUUAGCGCCCACCUCGAAUAAGCGCCCAUCCUGAAGGCAGAAAAAUUGAAUAAGCGCCCAGCCUCGAAUUAGCGCCCACCCCACCCCGCCUCCCACCCCCUCAAACUCAAACUCAAAUAAGCGCCCACCCCCACCCCACUCCCUUUCUGGUCCCUCCCACCCAAAAAACAUUAAAUAAGUACUUGCUCGAAGGCGGAGUUUUCUUUAGAGUAUUUUACAGAAACCUUGCUAUGUUACAUCUUCGAGAUUUAUUAUUACCAUUUAUUGUAUUGUUGCAAAAUGAACAUACUACACUUGCUGAAAAUGGUGAAAAUUUAAAAAGCGCCCAGCCUCGAAUAAGCGCCCACCUCGAAUAAGUGCCCACUCUCAAGGUCCAAAAAUUUAAUAAGCUCCCAGGGCGGUUAAUCGAAUAAAUACGGUACUCCUAAAAUUUUCGGUUUGGAAAAAAGGGACGUUAAACGCUAUCCAAAAAUCUUUAGUUUUAUUUUUCACUUACUGUGAAAGAUAUAAUCAUGAGUUUGUUAAGGCAAAGAGAUUCUCUUUUUUCUUUUUGUCGUAGUGAAUAUGUGUUCGACCAUCGUGUUUGCUAUUUCCCUCUUUGCUAUCUCGUCCGCCAUGGGUGAACCUAUUCGCCUGGAUUUGUUACGCCGAGGUGGCACUGGUGACGCUGAGGCUUUCCAAGAGAUUUGCGAUUGUCUUGGCGAUGGAUACGUGGCUGGUGCUGAUGAAGUAGCGCUUAGGCCACCGGGAACAGAAGCAGAAAGAGCAGACAGUGUGUGUACUUUUUUAGGGGUAAGUGACAUACCCACAGUUAUCUUCUCAGCGUGGAAUUAGUUUGUUAUAAAUACUGCAUGUUAAACGGGCGGUGCCGCGGUAGCGACUAGCUCGUUAGUGCACCUAUAAACUAUAAAAAAAAAAAAAUGAUGAAUGCCACCUGUUUUCAGAACCACAAAUCCAUCUUACUUCUUUUUGAUUAUGUUCUCUUUUUUGUAGAAAUUCCACGAAUGCCUUGUGGGGAAAAUUGAAAAUUCACCGGGACCAGUUAAGAAGAUUAUGUACCUUUCCGCAGCUUAUGAAUACCAGCACCUUUAUAUCGCUCAACAAGUCGGCUUGUGUUCAAAUGUACCGAUUAUGCCGAUAAAAACCAUCGCAGAAAACUCAGGUAUGACCGUUCGAAAGCCCACACCGUCUAAGACAGACAGGCGCUCUGGGAGCGAGAUAAGAGACCUUCAAAUUCUACUUCGAUUCUACUGACUGCGAGGAGUAAUACUAAAAAAACCGCGCGCGUGAAUCAGCGACGUUUUGGCCGGAAAACUUGAUAGUCAUCAUUCUACUACAGCUUUUAGCGAAAAUGUCGUAGUGACGGAGACAAGUUAUCAAAUAAAGGAAUAUUUAUCAUUUUGAGAUAGGAAGAGGGCUUUAAUUCUUUCAAUAAAAUAACCAUGUUUUUUUUUCUGGCGAACAAAAGUUUCCGGGGUGUCAAUUUUUGGAAAAAUUUGGAGAAAAACUUUAAGUGGAAUGUCGUCCUCGUGUUGUCCUCUUCCUUCAAUCUGAAGAUCUCUAAGUUAAUGUAUCGGUCAAAUCGAACCUUCAACAUGCCCCCCCCGGGCAACCCCCCGGGCAUUUGACUUUUUUGAAAAUUAUUGUUCAAAUUCCCUCCUACCAGGGCCAAAAUACCGUUCAAAUGCCCCACACCAGGAUCCAUUCAGGUGAUCAAAUGCCCCACCGCGGGGACAUUUCAAAGGCCCAAAAAUGACAGAAAGACGGUGGAAAUGCUUUCAGUUGUCGAACAAAAUCUUUAGAAAUAUAACAAAAUCUGAGGAACACUGUUAGCGUAUUUACUACGAACAGAAGUCUCGUGCAAAGUGGCGGAAAUCGCUGCUACAAGGUAACUGAAUGGUCAGCUUUUUUUCGUCAUGCAACAUACAAAGCGUUCUAUAAAAAAAGAUCCCACCCAUUGAGAUUACUACAUGACAUGCAUCAUCGCUCACCUUAUUAAUUAACAUACUUGCAGUAGGUCAAAGUAGUUGACCUGAGCUUUUUAUUUUAUUUUAUGUUGUUGUAUUGAAUCGCCGUUAUAGGUAUUGUUUUUCAUUGUAAACACAACAAUAAAAUACAGUCAUACAUUCAAAGCCUGAAUCCAAUAUAAAAAAUUUUAAAAUUUAAAUACUUCAAAUACGGCACAAAGCAUGUUUAAGCCCUUUCCUCGUAACCAACUGGCCACAAAGGCACAAUCUUUUCCACGAAAAUCCUCUAACACCGCGUCCCCCAUGAUAGCUCGCCACGCCAAAGAUUUUACAUGAAAUCGAGGGUGCAGUUCAAAUCCCCCACCCCUAAAGCAUGGGGAUCAAAUUCCCCACCCCCUGGAAGACUCUGAUAAUCAAAUUCCCUCCUCCCCGGGACGGCAAAGGUGUCAAAUGCCCGGGGUAUGCCCGGGGGGGCAUGUUGAAGCUUCGAUUUGACCGAUACAUAAGAAGAGUUAAACGGCGAACGGGACUUUGUAUCACGUGACCCAUUUUUCUCUCUAAUAGUUAAUGUUCAUUAUAUCUACGCAAAAUAUAAAGCAGUUUUGUGUCAGGUUCACCUAUAACGACUAGUUUGGUCUGUUUUAACCUGCCUUUUCCUAAUAAGAGAAACUGUUAACUUGAAUCUCUCGUUUACCUUUUCAAACGUGAAUCUAAACUUCUCUAUUGAAUCGCUCCCACGCAAAGCGCGCCCGUUCGGUCUUGCCGAUAGGGGGAAAACUGUAAUGUACACACAUUAAAUUUCGUUUGAGUGGUUAAACUUCUCAACUUUUUCACAGCUAUAAAAUGCAUCUGUUAGCUAUUUUGAGCCGUUUUUCAGACUGAAAUGACAGCUUUUCCUAUAUAUAUUCCUUCAAGUAGUGAAAUGCCUACCCUUUCAUAAACCUGAAGUCGAAAGAUGGUUGGAGGAGUAGCUGAUAGAAACGUUGUAGUGCGUACUUGAUGAAUGGACAUGACAUUUUUCAUUUUUUUCACUUUGAACUGUAGGUAUUAUGGAACAAGGUGGCUGGAAGAAAAUUGGUAUGUACGCUGAUACCUACUUCCCUUAAGGAAUUUUUGACCUUUUAACGGCCAAUUCCAUCAUUGCUAUCAUGAUCAAGCCAUGAGUCAUAUACGUAAUAUAUACUCUAAAUAAAGUUUAAAUAAGACGACAUAUAUUUUUAAAUAGUCUUAGAAAGAACGGAGUUUGAUCCCUGCUAGUACAAUCGAUAGAGUCGAUAAUCGAUAAAAAUCGAUAACUAUCGAUAAACUCGAUCGAUUUAAUUGAAAAUUGAUAAGAAUCGAUGGAGGAAAAAUUUGUUGCUUAUCGAUAACUAUCGAUUCUAAUCGAUUCUUAUCAAAGUUAUGGAUUUUCAUUUUUUUUUCUUAAAUUUCCAUGUAUUUUAGCGAUAACAUUGGGAAAGAACCUUGUUUUCAGGAACAAAAGUACAUUAUGUGGCUUUGGACGGAUAAAUUUAUGGCGAAUUACAAUCAAUAUUCUCACGAAACGUUGUCGGCCGAUCAACACGGCGUUAAUGGUCGGUUUUCGCUUCCGCCUAUAAAUCUCAUUGGGCUCUUUCGGGGAAAGGGAGGGGAGGAGAAGUGGGAUGCGGGUUAGGGAAAGAAAACGGUGGCGGAUAGAGGUUAAAGACGCCUCGGAAUGCGAGAUCGGGGACCCACAUUCCAGACCCACAGGUAAACGGCGACAGAUUUUCGCAGGGGAACCCAGCGACUGUUUUCUGUAAAGCAUCUGCUCGAAGAAGCAAAUAUUUCCUAGACUAGCAGUAAUCGUAGAUACGUUUAUGACGCAAACGUACUAUUGUGACGUUUCAAAAUGGCGCAUAGCACGCUCGGCUUGCUGCAUGCCGAUUGUGACGUUUCAAGAUGGCGCAGAUUUAGAACUGACACACCGACAACCUCUUUUCUCGAUUUCUCGCGCUUCGAACAUGCACAGGCCACCCACGAACACACAGAACAGCCAACGACUCAAUUAGAAAGCGUUUCAUUCGUCGACGCAAAUACUCUCUUGCUUGAGAACGGCUAAGAAAUUCUAGAUGACGUACCGUUCCAUUCAUGUACUAUUUUUGAAGCUUAUCUAAUCAAUUCCAUACCAUUUUCUGAAGUUUAAUUUUUCAUAUUUCACUCCCCAGGAAAGGCUAUUUUUCGCAGUAAACCCAAAAUUUUUGGAUUCGAAAAUGCCAUGGAGAGAGGAGUCAGAAAAAUUUUCACUUUCGCUUUCAACGUUAAAUUGCAUCUAAAAUUUUCGGAAAAAUCAUACUGAAGCCCUUGUAAUUUUGAAACGGCUCAAGUUGCCCUAGGAUGACCGAACAGACACAAAUUCCGGGCGCCUUGAAAUGCUUUUCUACAGAUCUAAAAGUACUCUAGAUAGCCUAAAAAGUGCAGGUUUUUAACGUAUUUACAGGUAAACUGUCGUUGGGUGCCCCUGUUUUCGGGUCGGUUAAUUAUCGGGACUUUCGAGAAACGGGCCCCAGAUCCAAAAGAUAGACGGAAAUCGAACCUACCUCAGGACAGAUUUUCACAUGUUUUUCAACAGACGGUAAACCUGAAAAGUGCGUGGCAGAUCGCAUGCGACACUGCUUCAGCAAUAUGGAGCUAUCCUUCGAGGGACAGAACAACAAAGUGAACCCAAGCUUCCAAUACCUCGAGUGCUAUGAAGCCGAAGUUCCUGAGCCAGCGUGUGAUCCCCCUUCGAAGAUAUUGGAGGCUUUUGAGUACAACGGUCGUAAAAUUGUGAAAGUCGAGUGGGACCGAAUUCAGGGUCGUAAAUAGAGAUAGUUUAGGGGCUUAAAUUCAUGUAGUGAUCGUGUCGUUUAAUUUAGAAAAGUAAUAGAUUUGUAUAAUCAACUCUUGGUUGAUACAACAAAUUAAAAACCUUACUUGGUAUUCUAAGACAGUCGCCAUAAGCUAAGCCUCGCAUCCAUUCUUUGUGUCAUGAUGACCCAAACAACGGUUGUGAAGUUGUUAGUUUUCUUCAAAGUUAAAAUGUCCAAGUGCAGCAAGAGAGAAACGGCUGCAAGCAGCCCGACAACGAAGCCCUGAAAAGCGCUCGCCUGAAAAGUGUAUUUGCUCCGCCUCGCGAACUUGGAAUAAAUCUUUUUUGUUUAAGGUCUCUUUCUGUUAUAUCAACUCUGAGAUGAUUGUAUGAAAUACAACAGUAGUUUUUUUUAGCCUUUAGUAAUAUCUUGUAAGAGAUACGUUGACUUGUAGCAUCAUUGAAAAGCCCGCCAUAACUGUAAACAUGAAUUGUAAUCGUUUUAAAGGGAUAAGGUGACACUUUUACGGGUUGUGCUUGUUAUAGGUAUAAAUUGGGGAUAAUAAAGUGAGUAAUGUGC